AAAGUAAGAAACCAACAUUGUUCGGCUAUUCAAAUAGCGAACAGAUGGACUAUGUACAUUAGAAUGGAACCGGAAGGAGAGAGCCUAUAUCUGUCUAUAAUCUUAAUAUCAUAUCGGCAACGGGGAAGAGUAGCCUGUGGGGAGAGAAAUACAUGCACUGUUGAUUUCAGGAAACAAAAAGAAACUCUAUCUUUUGCAGCUUUUAAUACAUUCCUCAGUAAAUCACAUAAUUUGGUCACAUCAAUUGGCCAUUUCCAGUGUUGAACAAAAGACUAAACAGUGUACGGAUGGCAAUAUAUCCCUCAAAUUCUUAGUACAUUACAAAAUUCACUACCAUAGUUAUCUAAUUCAGAGAUAAAACACAAGAAAACUACUGCAAUUGGAUAUAAAUUUAACAUCUUCCACAAAGUAAUCUUUUUCCAUCUCACAAUCAAAUAUGAAUCACAGACAAAAAAAAAAAAAAAAAGCUCAGAAGGGAUACCCAAAAACAGAGCCCUUAACUUAUGCAAACCAUUACGGGGGUAGGCAGAGUCAGUAAACCAACAAAAGAAAAAUGAAACCUGAAUACAAACUGUAACGUGGGCAAACGAUCAAACCAAUUGACAUAGUAUGCAAAUUAUCAGGAGAUAGAUGGAUACUCUCGAUACUCAAGUGUAGUUGUCAAUCUUAAUAUCAUGUUUACUUGUGUUAUUCUGAAUGUACUUUGAAUUCACAAAGCAGAGGUUCGACAUAGUAUGCAAAUUAUCAAUCCAAUUGAUAUCGUAGAUAUGGCUUUACAAUUUGGUUUGUUCAUUCUCUGGCCUUUCUUUAUUUUUUUUAUGAUAAGAGAUUUAGCUAUUUUUCCGAGUGAUAACUCAUGUGUAGCAAUUGAUGACUGUUUAACCGUUUUAGACAGCUAAAUAUUUACACAGAUUAGACUUCGAUUCAUACUUUCAUUACAGGACAUAUCAGUGAUACCUUCCUAAAUGAAAGUGAAUCUGCAAGUUUGCAACUUUCAUGAACAAUAGAAUCCAUUCUUCCUUAUCCUAAAUUUGUUGGCAGUCGAAUCACACAGAUGUAGUUCCUACUGGCAAGCUUUUCAUUUUCUUUAUUCCGUUUCUAGUUCUUCAUUUUUUUUAAAAAAAAAUUUUGAUCAUAUAAUGUUUGCUAAGAAGUAGGAACCAAAUUACUGUAAAAAAGAAAUGAACCAUUUUGAUUAUAGAUUUGAUUAGACUGGUUACAAUGAAUAAAGUAGUUUAUGCUGCAUCAUCCCAGCCAUGUCUUGCUGAAACAUAUUAUCUCUGCACCACUUCUGACUAGCUUCCUACGGUCUGAAAUCAUUUUUGUAUAUGUCUGCAAUAUGAGUUCUGAAUCAUAUUCAAACCUUUAAACAUUUAUAGUUUCUUUUCGAAGGUUUAACAUUUGAUCGUCCUCUUUCCAAAUAGUCCAAUCUACAAUUAGCUACACAUUCCUGAACACAGCUUACGGUCAAACUGGCUGAAAACAGAAAAAAGUUCCUCAAAUUUGUCGAGCCCAAUGUAUAUGCAGAAGAACAAAUUUUGGUAAUUAGAGGUUAAAAUAGAUUAUGUUAAUUAAUUUGCAAAUGUUGUUUGCUAAAGAAAAAGAAGAGCUACAUUAUCCUAAUGAACUCCUAAUGAUGUAAAUGCAAACAUGUCAUUUCCAUCAUAUUCACAACACGUUUUUGAUCAAAGCAAAAAUCCAAUUUCUUCGCCAUCAAAACCAGUGUAAAGCAUCUUUGUUUUCAAAAGUUCCUCAAAUUUGCCAGAGCCUGAUGUAUAUGCAGAAGAACAAACUUUGGCACUUAGAGGCCUGUGCACUUGAAUGUUGUCAUAUGACUAUGAGAUGCAUACGCGGGGAAAACAUGGGUUGUUAAAAAAGAUUAUCUUAAUUAAUUUGCAAUAUUUUUGCUAAAGAUAAAGAAUAGCUACAUUAUCCUAAUGAACUCCUAAUGAUGUAAAUGCAAAGAUAUCAGGAAAAGUGGUUCAAUUUAAGAUCAUAUGUGUAUAACGGAAUUUUUGAGUAUUGUCACAGGGAACUGAGCAAAAACCGAACUACUUUGGCCAACUGGCAACCUCCCUCAUUGAAAGAUAAAUUCAAAGCCAGAAACUCCCUUUAAAAAUCCCAAUCAGUCCACAUUGAUAUGAACAACGCGUGAAUGUCCCACCGGUCAAAUUAUUAAGAGCAUAAAAACCAUUAAUAAUGAAUCCAAAAUCCAAAAACCAUUCAUUUUUAUAACAUAACACUUUUUGUAGCAUAAUAUCGAACACGUGGAACACACUAAACGUGCAUUCGAAAUUGGAUUUGUUGCCAAAUUUUUCAGCCAGGCACAAAACUACGCAAAGGUAUUUUUACACGGAAGAAGCAAAACUAUGUAUAAAGUUGAAGUGUAAUACUGCAGUUCCCACACACCUUACCUCCUCUGCCCAAUAAUUGUCAUUUUUUUACUCACAGUCACAAAACAUGCAAGUCCCGUUAGCAGAACAAGCAAUGGUUAUUUUGGCACCUUCCCAACAUCGAAACACAAAUUCAAAGCAGUGGCAAAACCCCUUUAAAAUUUCCAAUGAGUCCAAAUUGAUAUGAGCCAUCGGAGAACAUCCCGUUGAUCAAAGUAUUAAGAAUAUAAAACCCAUUAACAACUAAUCCUAUAUUACCGUUUAAAAAAUAAAAAAAAAAUUAAAAAAAUCCCUAUAUCGAACACUUUCAACACACUAAACAUACACAUUCAAGAUUGGAUUUGUUGUCAAUUUUGUGGCCAAACAAAAAACCAGACAUAGGUCUUUUUCACACGGAGAAAAAAAUCUAAGAGUAACAAGAGCUAACCUUUACUUUGGCACCAGGAAAAUUGGCUUUGCUAUCGCGGUCUUCAGAUUGGGGAAACAACACUGAACUAAAAUUUGAAAGGAAUGGAAGAAUUUAUUUGACGAGAAAAUACAACUGGCAACCGAAGGAGAAGGUCAGGUUCGAAAAAAAGAAAGGCCAAAUGGAGAAAAAGAGGGUCCAAUCACACGCCGCCACGUCAGUGCUUACCACCUGCAACGUACCGAAAAAGUGCUUCCGCGCUUUAUUAUAUAUGUAGAGAAGAUUUGUACAGAUUUUGAUUAUCCUAAAACAGGAAGAACAGAACAGAAGAGCGAAUUGCAUCUUUCUUUGGAGCUUAAAGUUGGCUGUGAUAAUGGAAGCUACUAAAUCUUGUUUACCAUCGCCAUUUCCAUCUAUUUCUUCCCAACAAUCCCUUUUCUCCUGGAGGAGAAAUGGAGGUUUGAGAGUUACCCGAGCAAAAUUGUCAGAACCAAAUGCGAGGAGAGCAAACCUUUCUGCCAAAAAGAAAGAAAGAAUAUUGGUGCCAAGUUAUAGCAAGAUUGGCAGGGGCAACAUGGUGUUCCAUAUUAGUGAAUUUCUCAAUCAUCCCUCGGGUAUUGAAGCAGUGCUGAAUACAAGGGCUUUGCAUAGUAUUGAAUCCCUAGAUUGCAAUCUGUACAGGUGUGUUCUACCACAAAUUCAGCUUCUGAACUUUGAAGUAGCCCCUGUUUUGGACUUACAAGUGACAUCAACUAAAGAAGAUUGUACCGUUGAGAUGUUGUCUUGCAAGUUUGAGGGAUCAGAACUUAUGGAGAAUCAGAAUGACCGCUUUGCAGGUAUUUCAGUGAAACUAAUCGCUGUCCUUAUUAUAGAAGUAAAAUGAUGUGUGACACAGAUGGAUUAAAACAGUAACAUGUGGACUGCCACUUGGGGAACCACAUUUUUUUCUAUUGGAGCAAAAUGAUAUUAGAUGUUUAAUUGGUGUAUUAAAAAUCAGUCUUAUUCACUUUUGAAUUCAGUAUUUUCUUAAUCAAUUUGAACUUUAAAUACGUUGUUAUUUACACUGAAGUCUCUUACUUGAGUCAAAGUUGGUUUUGCUUAAUGCAAUGAUGGUAAUUAGCUUCACAGUUUCUGUCUUCUAUUUUAUAAUAGGGACAUGAUUUUCCAACGUUGCCUUGCAGCAUUCACUAAUAGGAUUUAGGAAGUUUGAUCAGCCUGUAUCAACUGAAAGGAAUUUGUUCCUAUAUAGCUGAGUAUUUUCAGUAGAAAAUGCUGUCGAUUGAGUUGAAUUUAUCUUUGUUUUAAAAAAUUUGAUUGCACAGGCAUCUGAAAGCUAUACGGUCGUUAUGUACCGAAAAAAAAGGAGAAAGAAGCUAUACAGUCGUUCUUAAAAAUUUUCCAUAGUACCAUGUGGGCACAUAAAAAAUAGUCCUGUAUCAUGUCUUAGAAAUGUGGCUUUUAGAUCAAUGAUAGCCAAAUCCUAGAGAGAUCGGAUCUCAGAUGUCUUUAAAGAUAAUAGUAUUCAAAGUUUAAGAUUUUCUGGUUUAGCAGUCCCUAUUUUCAGUAAAUGUAAAUGGUCAUUUGUUUUUUUCUUUCUGCAUGUACAGCAUCUAUGAGGAACCACAUAACGUGGGCAACUAUUGAUUCUGAAUCCUUUCUGGAUGUUGACGUGAAGUUAAAUAUUACUCUCGAAGUGAGUUCCUGUUAACUGUAACAUGUUCUUGGUUGUGACUUACUCAUGACAUGGAUACAGAGAUUUUGUUUGGGCAGAUUGAACUAUAGCUAAGAGUGACUCAUGUCUUAUUUUAAGAAUAGGCAGCAGUAAAUAUGGACUUUCGUACUCUAUUGAGGCAUGCUUAGGAGGUAUUUCAUUUGUGAACUGAAUAAGCAUUUGUGUAUUUCCAUUUUGCGUGAAGAUAUUUGGAAAGAGAAGUCUUUAGUGAUAGUAUGAUGUUCAAAUGAUAAAUCCUAUGCUCUCUGCCUGAAUUUUGUCACUCUGGAGUGCAAACCCCUUUCAAUGAUUCGUGCACAAGCACUCGGGCUCAUGGAUAUUAGCAAGUACUGAUUUCUCCUGUGGUAUUGUUUUUUGAAGGUAUCUUGUGAUGAUUGUAAAAUUUGUUGACUGCAUUUGAUUAGUAUAGCUACUGCAUCAGUGAAUGGAUGAUGAAAGUUUUCCAUUCAAAAUGUUUAGGGCUUUAUCUUGUCCUCUCUUUUUACUAGUGCAUAACUUAUUAAUCUUCUAAAAUUUCAGUCAUAGUUCUUGACGUUUGUUUUCAAGUUACUGGCUUAAACUUGUUGCAUGUUUUUGUUGGUGGUUUGUUUCUUCUAUUUUGUCCAGAUAUGUUUCUCUUCUUGCGUCUUUUCACUACCAGUUGAUUUUUUUGUCGGCAGAUCUAUACGUACCCAUUCACUUUUCUUCCAGAAUCUGCUGUUGAAGGACCAGGCAAUUUGUAAGUAUUUGAAAUAAACUUCUUGGUGCUAAAUUCAAGUAAAUUUGUGUUUGGACCAGAUGCAGUUAAGUUGUGUAUGGUUUGGUUGAGGAUUCACCUUGCAGAACAAACUAGUGCAACUCACGUUAACUGAAUCUCUAAUGUUUAAUGAUAGGAAAGUCCAGUAAAGAAUUGUCAAAAAUAUCUUCUCGAGACUCAGACUACUACUGUUCUGAGCAUCACACGGUUAAGGUGUUUCUGUCUAAAUGUAAUACGCUGCCUGCUCUGUGCUUCAUGAGUUGAGAUUUUCCCUCAUCCAAAUACCAAGUUCUAUGGGGAGGAACAUUCUAGUCACUUGGUUUCCCUCAUCUUUUUAAGCAGAUGUGCGGGCAUUGAUGAAUAUGACCUUGAAGGUCGUCUCCUAGAUAAGAUUACAACAGGAUGCUGGAUAAUGCAAAAGAUCUGGUCAUGAGGAAAGGGAGAAUCCUCUUUCGAAAAGUAUACAGAACUAUUUGUUAUUUGCACGCAUUCAAGCCUAGUAUAUCUUUGAAUGGUGUUUGCAUUUAGCUUUCAAAAUCGAACAGAUGGAGCAAAAAAAGAGACAUAAAUUCAAAGAUUCAUCCUUCAAAGACAGAACAAAGAAGAAAAAGUUAAAUCAGAUGAUAAUAAGGGGUUAAGUUCUGCAUAAGAAAGAGAGUUGCAUUAGGUUGACAACUAACAUAGAACUUUAUCUUACCCCAUACUAUUGAUCACAUAAAAUAGCUAAGAUAGGAGCUCGGCCGACUAAAGUGUCUUAUGAGAAAUUACUACGAACGUAUGAUUGUCCAUCUGAAGGGUUCAGUCUUUGUAGUUUGUUAAGGAUAUGUUCAAAAUUUUUCAACCUGAAGGAUUUCUUGUUUGCUUAUCUAGUCAUUUUUACUGUUCCUUCUAGUCCUGGUGUGUUGCUAUAAAAAAAUUUCUGAUUAGGUUUUGCUCUAUGUCUUAAGGCAUUACGUUAAGCUCAAUAUGUGCAAUGUACUUAUUUAACAUUUUCUCCUAAACUCUUGCUCCUUAAGUGAUGUUUGUUUUUCGAAAAUAGUCAGCAAAAUGGACUCUUAACUUGAGAGGGAACAACACCCACCCCCCCCCCCCUCCCCCACCCCUCUUUGUUUAAAAAAAAUCCACCCCAGUGGACUCGACUUAGGAUAAAAUCCCUUCGUGGGAAUUGAACCCGGGUCUACUCCUAGAAUACACAGCACCCUAACUAAACUGUUAUUCAAUUCCCCCGAGGGAACCCCUCUUGUUUAUCAAACUAACAUUGAAUCAUAUACAUGAUUGAAGGAUGAUGCAAGCUCUGGUGGACCGACUUGUACCACUUCAUGUACAGCAAUUGCUAUCAGAUUACGAUAAGUGGGUUCGUAAGCAAUUGGAAGCCUUGCAAUGAUAAGCUGUUCUCAGAAUACACAGCAGAGUUCAUGUUUAACAAAAACUUUGAGGUUUAUAAAAUUUUCAAUUUAUGUGCUCGAAAUUUUUUUCUUCUGUAUCCAAGUCCUGAUUCUCUGCCAUUGAUGGUUCUUCCAUAGCUGACAUAUAAAUGUGCUUAAAAGAAAUUUCUUUGCUUUUUGGUGUAAAAUAAUGUACAGAAGGAAUUCACUUUUCUUUACUACGUAAAACUUUUUUACGUUGAGAGUAAAUUGACUUUAUUCUUCGCUGUUCUGUUAUUGAUAUGUUUAUUUUUGAUGGAGAAGGCGGCUUUUGAGUGAGAAAAAUUGACCUUGAUAUGCUAGGCCAGCUGGAAACUGACAGUGGCAGUUUUAGUGCCUAAGAAAUUUGGUAUACAAUACUUUAUCCUUCAUAUGCCUUCGAUACCUUCUGUUUUGCCUUCAUCGAGGUGGGACAUUAGGAAUGACCAUCAGUUUUAGCGUGAAGCUUGGUGCGUGUUUUCAAUGAAUCCUUUAUUGUGCAGAAUCUGCCUAUAGUUGUUAGUGAUGAUAAGAUAGUUACAAUUGAGUGACUACUUUUCUUAGCCGCAAUUGUGCCACUAAUUUAUUGGUUGUUAAUUAGAUAAUAACAAAUACUGUAUAAAAUUUAGUAAUUGAAUUACUCUCGUAAGGUGUUGUGAGAAGUAGCUGUCUGUUAUCAUCCACAAAUUUGUAGCUAUUUCUAUUUGUAGCAACCAUAUCUUUCUUCUUUGCACAUUCCAGGUAUCUUUAGUUUUUCUUAGGAGAACCGGCGGACAUCGAGGUUCUUAUGAAAUCUGGCGGAUAUUGGGUACACCUGAUUGUCUUGGCACUUCCUCGUGAUAGCUGUAUAAUGCACUGUCGAAUUUUGUGAUUCAAGGCGAACUGGUGUCCCUUCCAUGAGCAAUGAGCAAUCUGUCCAUCUGAAGUUGGAGGAGAUCAAUGAUCUUGAGAUAACAGGCAUGCAAAAGAUCAGAUAAAUCAUCGCAUAUGGUGUACAACUGUAUAUAUAGUGUCGAAGUUCUGAAAAUGAUCGUUUAUGAUAGUCAACAGGAAUUGUCUAGAAUCAAACUUGGACUCUCUGUGUCUGCUCUCCUCCUCUAUUACAAAGAAUAAUGCAUGGGAAGGAAAAAAGGGAAAUUAAUGAAAUCAUAGACAAUCCUUCUGGCAUUGAUCAAACAAUAAAAUAAAAUUAUAAAUUUC
Oldenlandia corymbosa var. corymbosa is the source of this 7870-nucleotide messenger RNA. Lineage: Eukaryota; Viridiplantae; Streptophyta; Magnoliopsida; Gentianales; Rubiaceae. The record is from the annotation of a GenBank genome assembly.